AUGGUGUGUUUCUUUGAGUCCCUCAGCAGCCACUUUCAGACAGUCACCCCUGAUCUGCUCCUGGAAACACCCCUGGUGCCGUUGCUGCCCCCAGUAUUUCCAGUGCAAGCCGGCUCUGCCCUUCAGAGGAACCAGAGGCACAGCAGCAGCCGAACUGACAGCGCUGCCAGGCCCCGCCCGUUGCGCUCAGCCCCCAGGCCAGGCCCCAAAAGAGGCAGCAUGGAGGUGGGCAUGCGCGUGGUGCGCGGCCUGGACUGGAAAUGGGGAAACCAGGAUGAUGGUGAGGGCCACGUGGGCACUGUGGUGGAGAUCGGGCGGCAGGGCAGUACUACCACGCCAGACAAGACGGUGGUGGUGCAGUGGGACAGUGGUACACGGACCAACUACCGCACUGGUUACCAGGGUGCCUACGACCUGCUGCUUUAUGAUAACGCUCAAAUUGGCGUGCGCCACUCCAACAUCAUUUGUGACAGCUGCAAGAAGCAUGGCAUCAUGGGAAUGCGCUGGAAGUGCAAGGUGUGCUUUGAUUAUGACCUGUGCACCCAGUGUUACAUGAGCAACAAGCAUGACCUGAGCCACGCUUUCGAGCGCUACGAGACGGCACACUCUCAGCCAGUGAGCUUGGCACCAAGGCAGAACCUUCCACGGAUCAUCCUCAAAGGAAUCUUCCAGGGGGUUAAAGUGGUUCGUGGACCUGACUGGGACUGGGGCAACCAGGAUGGCGGUGAUGGUAAGAUUGGGAAGGUAGUGGACAUUCGUGGCUGGGACACAGAGUCUGGUCGCAGCGUGGCUAGUGUCGCCUGGUCUAAUGGCACCACCAACGUCUACCGAAUGGGACACAAGGGCAAGGUAGACCUCAAAUAUGUGUCUGAUGGUCAAGGAGGCUUCUAUUACAAAGACCACCUACCAAAGCUUGGGGAGCAUGCAGAGCUACAGCGCCAGGAGAGUGCUGACGGCCACUCCUUCCAGCAGGGCGACAAGGUCAAAUGUCUCCUUGAGGUGGAUAUCCUGCGUCAGAUGCAGGAGGGCCACGGAGGGUGGAACCCCAAAAUGGCAGAGUACAUUUGCCGGAUUGGGACUGUUCAUAGAAUCACUGAUCGAGGAGAUGUGCGGGUCCAGUACAGCAACAACAUCCGUUGGACUUUCCAUCCUGGGGCCCUCACCAAGGUGAACACUUUUGGAGUUGGUGAACUAGUAAGAGUACUGGAAGACAUGGAGAGUGUGAAGAAACUCCAGGCUGGCCAUGGAGAGUGGACAGACAGCAUGGCUCCUGUGCUUGGCCAGGUGGGGAAGGUGCUAAAAGUAUAUGCAGAUGGUGACCUACGGGUGGCAUUUGGAGGUCAGACGUGGACAUUCAACCCAGCGUGCCUUUCGGCACAGCCUGUGGACGUGGACGCCAACCUCAUGACAGCUGAGAACCCCAACGAAUCUGGAAGUAGUGUCAUCUCAGUGCUGGAGAAGCUACUUUCUCAAUCCACAGAGCAGGACAAUCCCAACCGGCUGGUUAUUGAGGCAGCACACGGCAGUGCCAACAAAGUGCGGGAGUUGGUACAGAAGUAUCCUGAUAAGGUGGAUAUCAAGAAUCAGGGCAAGACUGCACUGCAGGUCGCUGCUCACCAAGGCCACAUGGAGGUGGUGAAGGCCCUCCUCCAGGCCAAUAGCUCCAUCGAAGUCAAAGAUGAAGAUGGAGACACAGCAUUGCACUAUACUGCGUUCGGUAAUCAGGCUGAGAUCGCACGACUCCUGUUGAGCAAGGGGGCAAAUGUGAACCUCCUGAACAACUCCAUUUGCACAGCGCUCCACAUUGCCGUCAACAAGGGCUUCACUGACGUUGUGAAAGUGCUGACCGAACAUUCAGCUGACGUCAAUCUCCAGGAUUCAUAUGGGGACACACCUCUCCAUGACGCUAUUGCUAAAGAUUUCCGCAGUAUCAUCGAGAUCCUGGUUGUGGUGCCCAACAUUGACUUCACCCACCAGAACCAUAGAGGCUUCAACCUGCUGCACCACGCUGCCCUCAAAGGAAACAAACUGGCCACAGAGAAGAUCCUGGCCCGAGCACGACAACUGGUGGAUGUUAAGAAGGACGACGGCUUCUCUGCGCUGCAUCUGGCUGCCCUCAACAACCACAGGGAUGUCGCCGAGAUCCUCAUCAAGGAGGGUCGCUGCGACAUCAACAUCUGCAACAACCGCAACCAGACGCCGUUGCAGCUGGCAGUGACGCAGGGCCACGUUGACCUGGUGCAGCUGCUGGUGGCCGAGGGCGCUGACGUCAACAUGGAGGACGAGGAUGGAGACACGGCCAUGCACGUGGCCCUUCUCCGCCCACAGCUGGCCAAUGUUAUGCUCAGCCCUACCAUGGGGACCAGCAGCACUGACGAGAGCAGUGAGGGCUGUUCCACCACAUCACUCUACUGCAGGCUGAGUGCUUCAGGUCUUCUGGGGAGUACUGAGCUGAGUGUUGGGGCAGCUAUCGCGUGUUUUCUAGCACAGGAAGGAGCUGACACCAACUAUGCCAACCACAAGGGCAAGAGUCCUCUGGACCUGGUGGCAGACAGCGCAGUGCUGCAAAUUAUCAAGAGCUUCUCUGAGAAGUAUAGGUUGCAGUGUCUACAGGCCAUCACAUGUGGACAGGGCCUGAGCAGUGCCAGCCUGCGCCGGGUCCACACUACACCCAAUACCAUGACCAACCUGGUUCUUCCCACACUGCCAGGGCCCAGUGAAUGCCUCAUCUGCUCUGAGCUGGCUCUGCUGGUUCUCUUCUGCCCCUGCCAGCACAGUGUGGCCUGUGAAGAGUGCGCCCAUCGAAUGAAGAAAUGCAUUAAAUGCCAAGUCACAAUCACCAAGAAAAUUAGGCAAGACCAAACAGAAGUGGACUGCAGUCCUGGCAAUGAGAAUUCAGAGCAGCACAACCUGCUGGAGCAGCUGCAGUCUCGCUACCGCCAGAUGGAGGAGCGGAUUACCUGCCCCAUCUGCAUCGACAACCACAUCAAGCUGGUCUUCCAGUGCGGACAUGCCUCCUGCAUUGACUGCAGCGCUGCGCUCAAGACAUGUCCGAUCUGCCGGCAGGCCAUCCGUGAGCGGAUCCAGUUAUUUGUCUGAGCUUCUCUGACCUCUCAGCUCUUAACAACCCAAAGAGGAUGUCGGAAAGGGUUGGAAAAAAGUGAGGGUGGGGGUGGGAGGGGAUAACUGUUACUUUUGAAGACCUAGCGACCUAUAUCUACCUGUCGCACCCACAUCCCCCUGUGAUCAAAUGCUCACUCUGCCCACCAGUUGCUUUACUAUAAGAUGCUGUUACAUCACUGAGAGUCCACUGUUUGUUGAGUAGUUUCUCUCCCGAGAAGCACAGACAGGAACAUGUCGAUCACUUUAAUUUUAUUUUGCCAUCACAGCUGAAGUUCUCUGAGCUAAAGCUCAAUGGGAAGCGGUGAAGGCGAAGUCUUGAGGUGAUGCUGCCACUCUGAUUGGUAAGCCCAGAGAAAAAGGUCCCUCACCUUUUCUCCUCACUCCCAUCCAGGCUCUAAAUCUUUGCUGCUUUAAGUGGAUGUCUGUUACCCAUUAUCCUCUCUGGCUGUCUGGCCUCUUCUGUUUACAAGCUGCACAGAAUCAGUCCCUGUCUUCUCACCACUCUGCCAGUCCUGUUAGUUAUGUUGGCUCUCAUUUAUAUCAGUCUCUCUAAAUAAUCACUGUUAGUCUCUGCAGAGGGAGUUGGUAUAACUAAAAGCUCUCUAUAUAGUCCCCAGCCACUCACCGGUAUGCAAGAGGGAAUACACACUAUAUAUGCAUGAGUAUAUGCAUAUUGUAAAGCUGACUGUGUUGUUUUAUUUCUGUGGUAGUACUUAGUAGUGUCCUGUUUUCAGUUGUUGUUUGCUCUGCAAAAAUUAUUUGUUUCUACUGAAAUUCACCCCAAGCCUAUGUCCUCCGCUCAGGGUAUCAAAUUACUGAAAGCACUUAUGAUAUCCAACAGCGCCACCACCACAGAGCUACAGAUCACUAAAAGAAAAGGUCAGUAAUAACUGAUCAGAAAGUUGUGGAUUGUGACUCAAAACUGCAGAAGAAACACUCAGUUAACCUUGAAAUCUUCUUUCUUAUUAAUAAAAUGAAUUUUUACAGAGGUGUUUCUGCAACAAAACUGACAUCUUACUCCAACAAAUGCCACAAAAUUGUCCUUAAAGCAUCCCAGAAGCACCAGUCAGCUGUAUUUCUGUUUAAUUUUGGAGAUUGUGUUAGUCUGUUUGUUAGUGUCUGUCAUCUUCUGACUGGCGUGGAGACCCCACUGAGCACCGGCUUCCCAGUUUAAGGAAGGAUACUUGUGUUUUGUUAUUUAUCCACCAGAUGUAUUGUAAGAUACAGUGUCAGAAGGGCAGAAACAUGACAUUGUUGUGUUGCGUCUCUAGCUCUACCUUUCUGGUCAAGUAAUUUCAUAAGAAACCCUAAUUCUCCUCUGGAGUUCUGGAUUGCACAUCAUCUUGUGUUUUCUUGAAGGGCUUAUGCAUAUGAGAAAAAAUAAUUAUCAGUUUUAAUUCUUAUUUAAUUUUUAUUUCCCCCAGUGUACUUUCAGAGACAGGAUUUUUUUUGUUUGUUUUUUUUGUGUGUGUGUGUGUGUGUGUCUUUGUUAGAUCCCAAAUUUUGGGAGAGCCGGUAUUAAGGAUGUACAUUUGAAUGUGCAGAGAAAAAAUAUGUCCUGUCUCACUCUGCCUUUUUAUAUGUAAAGAAAAAAAGAUGUAAGAGGAAGAGCUGGAGAGACUCCAAUGUGUUUACCACCAGGUUUACUGUGAAGCAAGAACUUUGACAUUAGUGCCAAAUCGCAUGAGGAUGUGCAUGGGCAUGCACACCUGAAUUUAUCUUGACAGCCUAUGCUAAAACCCUCCUAGCUCAAGUGAGGGUUUGAUUAUUCUAGCAGUGUGAUGUAAACUAGAAGCAAACUUUAAACAUAUUUAAGAUAUUUUGUUUAGUUUCAAAUCAGAAGUAUUAACUCAGCAGCGCACACCCAGUUACAGCACUGGCAUUAGCAGUUGAGCUAAUGGUGUUAGCCUGCUAACUUUAGCUGUAGUGCUCAGAACCACCUCAUGUUCUGAAUCAACAGUGACAACAGUGACUCUAUACUCAGUUCCAAAAUAUUAUCAGUCCCAUGUCAUGUGGAGCUUUUUACAAGUAUAUAUAUUUAUAUUUUAUGAGAUGUUAUCAAUUGAGUGACAAGUUUCUUACAGGAAUUCCAGCGUUUCAAGGAUUGUCUAGUGGUGUCCCAAGUUGAUGGAUUUACAGUCAAAGGCAAUAACAUUUUAGUAAAAUGGUGAAGAUUUUUCAGUUUGUUUUUUCUCCCCCUUAAGGAGGUUGCUGCGAUCAUGGGGAACCAUUUAUGUAUAAAAACACUAUUUAAGCAGCAAAUGUUACUAUUGGUGUUUGUACAGUUCAGCUCUCGGCGUCAUGAUGUUGGCCUUACUGUUGAUUCCUCCUCUGUUCACGUUUUUUCAGUUUUAUUCUGUACAAGAAUAUUUUGCAAUAAAUAUGGACUGUUUUUUAAUGA
Monopterus albus (swamp eel) is the source of this 5524-nucleotide messenger RNA. It is a transcript of the gene mib2, whose product is annotated as MIB E3 ubiquitin protein ligase 2. The record is from RefSeq and is a predicted model, not a curated record. Gene Ontology annotation, molecular function: protein binding; ubiquitin-protein transferase activity; zinc ion binding. Gene Ontology annotation, biological process: protein ubiquitination. Lineage: Eukaryota; Metazoa; Chordata; Actinopteri; Synbranchiformes; Synbranchidae. Gene Ontology annotation, cellular component: cytoplasm. The transcript has 19 exons. The coding region runs from base 1 to 3099 and encodes 1032 amino acids.